Molecule: messenger RNA, 2681 nt
Organism: Manis pentadactyla (Chinese pangolin)
Lineage: Eukaryota; Metazoa; Chordata; Mammalia; Pholidota; Manidae
Gene: TGFBI
Product: transforming growth factor beta induced
Exons: 17
Coding region: 37-2088 (683 amino acids)
Biological process (GO): extracellular matrix organization; cell adhesion
Cellular component (GO): extracellular matrix
Molecular function (GO): cell adhesion molecule binding
Source: RefSeq, a predicted model, not a curated record
GGCGGCCGAGGCGCCCUCACUCCCGCCGCCCGCUCCAUGGCGCUCCUCGUGCGGCUGCUGCCCCUCGCCCUGGCGCUGGCCCUGGGCCCCGCCGCCGCCCCCGCGGGCCCCGCCAGGUCGCCCUACCAGCUGGUGCUGCAGCACAGCCGGCUCCGCGGUCGGCAGCACGGCCCCAAUGUGUGCGCUGUGCAGAAGCUCAUUGGCACCAACAAGAAGUACUUCACGAACUGCAAGCAGUGGUACCAGAGGAAAAUCUGUGGGAAAUCGACAGUCAUCAGCUACGAGUGCUGUCCUGGAUACGAGAAGGUCCCGGGAGAGAAGGGCUGUCCUGCAGCGCUGCCACUCUCAAACCUUUAUGAGACCCUGGGAGUCGUUGGAUCGACCACCACCCAGCUGUACACGGACCGCACGGAGAAGCUGAGGCCCGAGAUGGAAGGGCCCGGCAGCUUCACCAUCUUCGCGCCCAGCAACGAGGCCUGGGCUUCCUUGCCAGCUGAAGUUCUGGACUCCCUGGUGAGCAAUGUCAACAUCGAGCUGCUCAACGCCCUUCGCUACCACAUGGUGGACAGACGGGUCCUGACGGAUGAGCUGAAACACGGCAUGGCCCUCACGUCCAUGUACCAGAACUCGGGCAUCCAGAUCCACCACUAUCCCAACGGGAUCGUGACGGUCAACUGCGCUCGGCUGCUGAAAGCAGACCACCAUGCGACCAACGGCGUGGUGCACCUCAUCGAUAAGGUCAUCUCCACCGUCACCAACAACAUCCAGCAGAUCAUCGAGAUCGAGGACACCUUUGAGACCCUUCGGGCAGCCGUGGCCGCUUCGGGGCUCAGCACCCUGCUGGAAGGUGAAGGCCAGUUCACUCUCCUGGCCCCCACCAAUGAGGCCUUCGAGAAGAUCCCUGCUGAGACCUUGAACCGGAUCCUGGGUGACCCAGAGGCCCUGAGAGACCUGCUGAACAACCACAUCCUGAAGUCAGCCAUGUGUGCCGAGGCCAUUGUCGCAGGGCUGUCCUUGGAGACCCUGGAGGGCACCACGCUGGAGGUGGGCUGCAGCGGGGACAUGCUCACCAUCAACGGAAAGCCCAUCAUCUCCAAUAAGGACGUCCUGGCCACCAACGGUGUGAUCCACUACAUUGAUGAGCUGCUCAUCCCAGACUCAGCCAAGACGCUAUUUGAGUUGGCUGCCGAGUCUGAUGUUUCCACGGCCAUUGACCUUUUCAGACAAGCCGGUCUCAGCACUCAUCUCUCCGGAAACGAGCGGUUGACUCUCCUGGCGCCCCUGAAUUCUGUAUUCAAAGAUGGAACCCCUCGCAUUGAUGCCCGUACAAAGAAUUUACUUCUGAACCACAUGAUUAAAGACCAGCUGGCCUCCAAGUAUCUGUACCACGAACAGACCCUGGACACCCUGGGCGGCAAAAAGCUGAGAGUUUUUGUUUAUCGUAAUAGCCUAUGCAUUGAGAACAGCUGCAUUGCCGCCCAUGACAAGAGGGGGAGGUACGGGACCCUGUUCACCAUGGACAGGAUGCUGACGCCUCCGACGGGGACUGUCAUGGACGUCCUGAAAGGGGACAAUCGCUUCAGCAUGCUGGUCGCCGCCAUCCAGACUGCAGGGCUGACAGAGAUGCUCAACCGGCAAGGGGUCUAUACCGUCUUUGCUCCCACAAACGACGCCUUCCAAGCCAUGCCACCAGGAGAACUGAACAAACUCUUGGGCAAUGCCAAGGAGCUCGCCACCAUCCUGAAAUACCACAUCGGCGAUGAGAUCCUGGUCAGCGGAGGCGUUGGGGCCCUGGUGCGGCUGAAGUCUCUCCAAGGCGACAAGCUGGAAGUCAGCUCAAAAAACAACGUGGUCAGUGUCAAUAAGGAGCCUGUUGCCGAAGCUGACAUCAUGGCCACGAACGGCGUAGUCUAUGCUGUGUCCAGCAUCCUGCAGCCUCCAGCCACCAGGCCUCACGAACGAGGGGAUGAACUCGCAGACUCUGCCCUUGAAAUCUUCAAACAGGCAUCAGCGUUUUCCAGGGCUACCCAGAGCUCUGUGAAACUAGCCCCUGUCUAUCAGCGGUUACUAGAGAGGAUGAAGCAUUAGCGUGAAGGGCCGCGGGAUGAUGCACGGCCGCAGCUCCCUGCCAGUUUCCCUCAGUUUGCCAAAGAGACUCAAUGUUCCUGAAACCAAAUAUCACAUUUCAAUGUAUAUGGGCUGCACCAUAACGAGAUCUGAGCCUUGGGUGGGUGGGGUGGAGGGAAAGAGAUGUGCUUUUAAUUUUUUUCCCCCCUGAACAUGUCUAUUAACCCACUACAUGCAGAGACCUCGAUGUCACUGCCUCAUAUUCACUUCCAGAAAAGACCUGUCCCAAACGUGGACUUCCCUCCCUGUGCCAAUUGCUCUAGAAGUGGGAGCUGAAGUUUUGUGGUGCUCACAAAACAUGAAUCAAGCAAUCCAGCCUCAUGGGGGGAUCCUGGCACGGUUUUUAUAAUGUUCUUCACAACUGGAGAAAUGGUAUCAUAAGCUAUGAGUUCAACUGCUCUGUCAAAAGUGUCUCAUGCCUACACAUGGCUUGGAUACUUCCGUGUGACCCUGUCCAGGUAGAAAUGAGAGAGUAGGUAGACCUUGUAGAGCCCAGGAUUCCCCAGGUGUGGCAGAGCCGCGAUGUGUUUGUAAUAAUAAAACCAAGAAAUACA